GAAAACUUCUGUCGAAGCAAUCUUCUGCUCUCGACACGCCUUUCUUUUUAUUGCCACGUAUACAGCAGGUGUCAAGUGAAGACGUGAGGGUGAUGUGAGCUGGGCAAGUGGAUAAUAUGCACUCUAAACUCAAGCUUCAUGGAAUUUGAUAACGAAUCAAAAUGGGUUUGUCAAAGGACUACAGAUGGUCUUCUCAAAUAAGUGAUAUUACAAGGGAUCCAGCUUCUGCUGCCUGGGGUGCCUUCUGUCCCUGCCUUUUGUUUGCCCGCAAUGUACACAGCAUUACAGACGGCGAUGUCUCAUUUGUCAGGCAUGGGACUAACUGUAAACUCAAAUUCUUCUUGGGUUGGAUUCAGAGCAUGCCUAUUCCAUCUUCUCUUGGGAGGUUGCUGGGGAACAGCUGCUUCUUUUGUGUGUGGACCAAUUGGGUAUUGGUUUACAUGUGUACCCUGCUAUGCUGCUCAAUAUAGACGCCGGCUGAGACAAAAACAGGGCCUGCCUGAGAUGCCUUAUUCUGAUUUUACAACACACUUUCUUUGCCACCCAUUUGCAGUAUGUCAAGAACACAGAGAAAUAAACUUAAAACAAUCUCAGUCUGUCCCUGGACCUGGUGGAAGCACAAUAGACAGGGGUCCAGAUGAAACUGUGACCCAUGUGGAAGCUGUUCAGAAAAUGGAAAGAUAAUAUGGUUGGCAAUUUCCUUUGGAUUUUGAGCUGGAAGCAAUUAUUAUAGAGGGUAGCUUAUUUUUACUGGUGAUGGUAACGUGGGACUUCUCUUGUGCCCAUACAGACGAGAGUGGCAAUCAUUUGAACUGUAUGGUCCUGUCUGGCUAUGUUUUAUCAUUCGUCAUUUGCUUGCAAAUAAUGUGGAGAUGAUCCUAAGAGAUAAUUUGUAUAAAUCAGAUUCACUUUAUCUUUAGAAUAAGUAUAUAGAUAAAUCCUAAAUAACUUUCUGGUGGAAGAGGAUGGUUUUUGUAAGAGACCAAUUAUCCUUUUUGUUAGUUAACUCUGAUGUCUUGAUUUUUCAAUUUCGAAGAGGUCAUAUGUAAAUGAGAAUUGAAUUCCAUUUUUCUUGGGCAUUUUAUUCUUCUAUAAGAAUGAUGUCAAAAUAAUUAAGAUCUGUCCGGUACCUACUCAUCUAAGAUGGAUCCACACCUGCAAUCAGAUCGUAUCAAACAGUUAAAAAAGAUUGUAUAUAAAUGUAAUGGUGAAAUUUGUGUUCU
Messenger RNA from Cryptomeria japonica (Japanese cedar), 1223 nucleotides. RefSeq names its product cell number regulator 5. Lineage: Eukaryota; Viridiplantae; Streptophyta; Pinopsida; Cupressales; Cupressaceae. Bases 271 to 684 code for a protein of 137 amino acids. The record is from RefSeq and is a predicted model, not a curated record. The transcript has 3 exons.